AUGCCGUUCAAGGUCUCCACUGUUCAGUCUUCGCCUAUCGACGGCCAGAAGCCCGGAACUUCUGGCCUCCGAAAGAAGGUGAAAGUUUUCAAGCAGCCACAUUACUUGGAAAAUUUCGUUCAAUCAACAUUCAAUGCCCUCACGACAGAGAAAGUGAGAGGUGCCACACUGGUUGUUUCUGGAGAUGGCCGUUACUAUUCUAAGGAUGCUGUUCAGAUAAUUGUCAAGAUGGCAGCUGCCAAUGGGGUGAGGCGUAUUUGGGUUGGUCAGAAUUCGUUGCUUUCAACUCCUGCUGUCUCUGCUGUGAUUCGUGAAAGAGUUGGAGCAGAUGGAUCCAAGGCAACAGGUGCAUUUAUAUUGACAGCGAGUCACAAUCCAGGUGGCCCUGAUGAGGAUUUUGGGAUCAAAUAUAACAUGGAGAACGGUGGUCCAGCUCCAGAGGGAAUCACGGAUAAAAUUUAUGAGAACACCAAAACGAUAAAGGAGUAUUUAACAUCUGAUGUUCCAGAUGUAGACAUUUCAUCAAUUGGUGUUACUAGCUUCUCAGGACCGGAGGGACAGUUUGAUGUGGAAGUUUUUGACUCCGCAAGUGAUUAUGUAAAAUUGAUGAAGACUAUCUUUGACUUUCAGUCAAUCAAGAAGCUGAUCACAUCUCCAAACUUCAGUUUUUGCUACGAUGCACUACAUGGAGUUGCUGGUGCUUAUGCGCAUCGCAUUUUUGUGGAGGAGCUUGGUGCACAGGAGUCUGCAUUGUUGAACUGUGUCCCUAAGGAAGACUUUGGAGGAGGCCAUCCUGAUCCCAACCUCACGUAUGCAAAGGAAUUAGUUGCAAGGAUGGGGCUGGGAAAAUCAAACACUGAUGUUGAACCACCAGAAUUUGGGGCUGCUGCAGACGGUGAUGCAGAUCGCAACAUGAUCCUGGGUAAAAGGUUCUUUGUUACCCCAUCAGAUUCUGUGGCUAUAAUUGCUGCAAAUGCAGUUGAAUCCAUCCCCUACUUCUCUUCUGGCCUCAAGGGAGUUGCCAGGAGCAUGCCAACAUCAGCUGCCCUUGAUGUUGUGGCCAAAAGUCUGAACUUAAAAUUUUUUGAGGUCCCCACUGGCUGGAAGUUCUUUGGUAACUUGAUGGAUGCUGGUUUAUGUUCAGUGUGUGGUGAAGAAAGUUUCGGAACUGGCUCUGACCAUAUUCGUGAGAAAGAUGGAAUUUGGGCCGUCCUGGCUUGGCUAUCCAUAUUGGCUUACAAAAAUAAGGACAAUCUCAGUGGUGGAAAGCUUGUGACAGUAGAAGAUAUAGUUCGCAAGCACUGGGCUACUUAUGGUCGUCACUAUUAUACUCGUUAUGAUUAUGAGAAUGUCGAUGCAGGUGCAGCGAAAGAACUGAUGGAGAACUUGGUCAACCUCCAAUCCAAUCUCUCUGCGGUUAAUGAGACCGUGAAGGGGAUACGGUCAGAUGUCUCCAAGGUCGCCCACGCUGAUGAAUUUGAAUACAAAGAUCCUGUCGAUGGUUCCAUCUCUGCACACCAGGGUGUACGAUAUCUGUUUGAGGAUGGCUCUCGACUGGUUUUCCGCCUCUCAGGAACAGGAUCAGUGGGUGCAACCAUCCGCCUCUAUAUUGAACAGUAUGAGAAGGACCCAUCAAAGAUCGGGAGAGAUUCUCAAGAAGCACUUUCUCCUCUGGUGGAGGUAGCUUUAAAGCUCUCCAAGAUGGAAGCAUACACCGGCCGGUCUGCUCCCACUGUCAUCACAUAG
Messenger RNA from Linum trigynum, 1746 nucleotides. The record is from the annotation of a GenBank genome assembly. Lineage: Eukaryota; Viridiplantae; Streptophyta; Magnoliopsida; Malpighiales; Linaceae.